AUCCACUGCAAAAAUGCAUAGAAAGGAACGGUCAAUACAUAAUAUAUACAUAAUACACAGGACUUCAAUUGGUGAAAUCAGCGGGUACACUUUAUUCUAUCAGUGCAGAUUGCCAUGUUUUAGACACCAAUAUGCAACAUUUUAAGAUUAUACUGAACGAAAAUAUUUUGAAUUUUCUUUCAUAUAACAUUUAGACGACGUCCUUUGACCCUGACGUCAGCCCUAGCUAGGGUCGUCAGACGACUUCAGAACACAGUGAACUCAAAUGUCAUCCAGGGUGUUUAACAUUAAUUAAAGUUCAGUAGGCUGACAAACGCGACAGUCGCAACAGUCACAGAUUUCGAGCAGAAAGGACACAGAAGACCGGUACACCAGGAUAUAUAUCUGUAUCGUUUUUUUUUAAUAACUAUUGUUGUUUUUAAACUAUUAUCUGCAUGUUUGAGCGCUCAACCGGUAAAAGCCGUAUGUUGUAGCAACACCCAUUCGUCUGUAUUUGCAUAUGACUACAAUGCAUGUGACUUGCCUGUUACCAUUUAAGAACUAUACUUUGCCGCCCUUUCCGUCAAGUGUGUCAAGUUCGAUCAAGGCUUCAUAUUAGAACACUUUUAACACAGUCGAACGCCGAAACUCAUGCUAAUACGUCCAGGCUACAGCCCCAACGGUGAACAGAAUUCGAACCCCUUCGUGGAAGAUUUUAAUAAGGAUGUUCGUGUACAUAUUUUUCUGGCCCGGGGUUGACGCCCUGCUGUCGACGAUUAACGACCUUAAUUUAAACUGCCGUGGGGCAUAAACAUGAGGACCGUGCCAGACCGAGCCGACCAAGGAUGUUAUAUAAGGUAAUGGUGACGUUACGCCAAGUACGCUUUUAGAUGAAGAAAAAAAAGUUUAUCACAACUUUAUUUUGCGAACCGAUAACUGCAAGAUGAGACCCCCACCCUACCUGUACCUGUGGCGCGGACUGACCGUCGCCGUGGCAACAUCUGUCGUCAUUUACGCCUAUUAUCUCUUCUCGUGUGUGGACCUGUCAAUCCGCGUGAAAAGGGCAGAGAUUUCAUCCACCUUGACUAACACCGGGAUGCCACACUUCUGCCGGUGGAGACCGCCGUUUGCUGGCCAAUCGUUUGAAUCGAAAUCUCAAUUUGCUGGCCAACAUUUGGAAUCGAAAUCGGCUCAAACUCGAGACGACGGUCUGAGAAGGACGUGUAGGAAAAAGACGAACCUGGCAUUCAUCAAAGUGCACAAGGCGGGCGGUACGACCAUGUGUCAGCUGUUCUUCAGGUUCGGGCUGCACCAUCGCCUCAACUUCGUCCUGCCAAACGCCAGCAGUCAUACUACAGCGUUUAAUCUAGGCUGGCCACGUCCGCUGAAGAAACGGCAGUACCUGAGGCGGAUAGACGGAGAGCCCUUCAACAUCCUGACGAACCACGCCGUGUACAGACGGGACGUCUUCAGGAACAUCAUGCCGAACGACACCGCUUACCUGGCUAUCUUACGGGAACCCUUCAGCCAUCUGAAGUCGGCGAUGAACUUUUAUCGUUUACGGAGGAAAUUCCAUCUGCCUAAGAACAACACCAUCCCGGCGUUUCUGCAACAGCCGAGUCUCUACGACAAACACGGGACAGGCGGAAGAAGAACGCACCCGUAUUCCUACACCAACCUGAUGUCCUUUGACAUGGGAAUCAAAUUUUCUGCACGCCUGGAUACCGAGUACGUGAAAUCCUACGUCACCCGACUGGAGCGGGAGUUCCGGCUGGUGCUGAUCCUGGAGUACCUUGACGAGUCGCUAGUCCUGCUGAAGAGGUACAUGUGCUGGGACAUUGAGGACAUCCUCUACAAGCCGAAAAUCCACCCGGGAAGCUAUAACCUAAAAAGCGUGACUGCUACCCCUGAACUGAGACAGAAGCACCAGGAGUGGAGUAGAGCAGACUACAUUCUGUAUCACCACUUCAACAGGUCGCUCUGGAAGAAAAUUCACCGAGAAGGAAAAGACUUCUGGGCAGAAGUAUGGAUUACUUCAUGAUUUAAAUCUGUCUUUCUGAAUGGUGAUAUGUCCAUGAGUAAGGAAUAUGAACCUUUGAUUAU
This is a messenger RNA of Branchiostoma floridae (Florida lancelet), 2082 nucleotides long. RefSeq names its product galactosylceramide sulfotransferase-like. The transcript is spliced from 6 exons. Gene Ontology annotation, cellular component: membrane. The coding region runs from base 923 to 2020 and encodes 365 amino acids. Gene Ontology annotation, biological process: glycolipid biosynthetic process. Lineage: Eukaryota; Metazoa; Chordata; Leptocardii; Amphioxiformes; Branchiostomatidae. The record is from RefSeq and is a predicted model, not a curated record. Gene Ontology annotation, molecular function: galactosylceramide sulfotransferase activity.